Molecule: messenger RNA, 384 nt
Organism: Dibothriocephalus latus
Lineage: Eukaryota; Metazoa; Platyhelminthes; Cestoda; Diphyllobothriidea; Diphyllobothriidae
Source: the annotation of a GenBank genome assembly
AUGGCAUUGCCGGGGUGGGGGCGCGACGAUGCUGCUGCUGCUGGUGUUGCUGUUACGGCGGCAGCGAAGGCAGGGGGUGGUGGGGCCACCCAAUCGGGCAGCUUGACAGGCGAUGAUAUGGUGACUGAGGCGCGCGCUGAAAGAAUAACAAUGUCGAGCUUAACUCCCACCAUGUCUCGGAUAAAACUAGACAAGUGCCGAGGCACCCUCCUGCGAGCUGACCUCGUUGCUGCUGCUUUAUUGCAAAUUGUAGGCUUCAAUAUGCCCUCAGCCGAGUUGUGGAAUAACAGUAUUCAGUUUUUUCCCGGGAACUUCAACUUGGAACACCCGUAUACCGAUGAGUGGUUAAGAAUUGGGAAGCUUUACGAAGAACGACAAGAGUGA